This is a messenger RNA of Aspergillus sclerotioniger CBS 115572, 855 nucleotides long. RefSeq lists its product as uncharacterized. The record is from RefSeq and is a predicted model, not a curated record. The transcript has a single exon. The coding region runs from base 201 to 701 and encodes 166 amino acids. Lineage: Eukaryota; Fungi; Ascomycota; Eurotiomycetes; Eurotiales; Aspergillaceae.
AGCAAGUCCAAGUUAUCUCCAACUGGUGCGGGGUUGAUGGCCCCCGGAAACUUUUACCCUAUCGGGAACUCACGAUAUCCAUGGCUAUAUUCCAUACUAAAGAAUCCCCGGAGUCUUGAUGUCUGACGAAGCCCAAUUGAGCUGAUGACUUCGUAGUGUCAGUCCUGUUUUCAUCUUUCUGUUCUACAAAGAUAAGUAUAAUGAGUAUAAUAAACGAGAAUUCUCCUGAUAGUAUUCACAUAACGGCCGGCCCAUUUACAUGCUUAUCCAUACACAUAUUCUCCACCUAUCCACACCAUAACACAUCAAGAGAAGGUGAAUCAAUCACUCCCUCUCCUUUGCCCCUGCUGGUUAUCCUGCGACGUCGCCUCCAGAAUAUCGCUGUCGUACCGCGGAUCGAGCUUGUUGAGCAAUUUGUUCGAAUGAGGUUUCGAUGUAGAUGGGGCAGUAGUGUUAGCUCCCGGACCAGAAAAUCGAGGCUGGCUAGCAGAGUCUUCGGGAUCGGUUUCGUUCUGGUCAAUGGGUUCGACGUUCUUCGCAUCGAGGAAGUCGCGGCCAACGGGGGGUUGAUCAGUCAUGUUGUGGUUGAUCGGAUGUUGACGUAUGCGGUGUAUUGUAGGCUUGGAACACCAGAUACAAAGGGAGUUUGUAUGUUGAGGAUUAAGGAUUUGAUGAUGGCUAUCCUAUCCGAUUUGGGUUGAGUGGACAAUUAUAGUUGUGUUCAUUGGAAUACGUCAUCGAGAUAUCAUAGCGGUACGUCGGGAUGACGCGGCUGUCGGCAAACACGAAACAGCAAUAAUUGUGUGCGUCAGAAUAAUCCAAAGGAGGUGAAUAUAAUAAGGUAUCGAAGGCUGU